Molecule: messenger RNA, 609 nt
Organism: Rotaria sp. Silwood1
Lineage: Eukaryota; Metazoa; Rotifera; Eurotatoria; Philodinida; Philodinidae
Source: the annotation of a GenBank genome assembly
AUGGAUCGAAAGCACUGUAUUCAGUCAUAUCAAAACGAUGUGAACAAAUGUCGAGUGAAAAUUCGUCAAUUAACAGUCGACGAAAUUGAGCAACGUGCAUAUGCUGAUGUGAUAAAGUGGCGUUUCAGCUUCAACACAGCAUCGUCUUCUAAGCAAGUUGAACAAAUACUCAAUGAAGUCGAAGAACAUAAACGAGCAGAAGUUAACCGUCUGGCCAAUGAACUUCGUGUUUCACUUACUGAUUUCCAAAACACUCUCUUAAGUCGUCUUGCUGAGCUCGAUACGUUUCUUGCGUCGAUGAAUCAGCAAGAAAAUUCGUCACUCAACCAUAUAAAAUCCGAGCUAACGUCCAUCGGUAAAGCAAUUGAUUCUCUUCGUAUGAAUAUUGUUGUUCAAGUAACUGAUAUUUCAAAAGGAAGAUUUUCAUCGACUCCACUUGCUCGACAUAGUUUGCAAUUGACCAAAGUGUUUGAUUUUAAAAAGCUAGAAUCAUCAUCGACUUCAUCCUCUGGUCUUCUCGCGCCAAUUCGAGAUUUUGUACGUCGAACAUCAGCUUCCGGAGCAAGCCGCUACAAUACUGAAAUUGUUGAAAACACGACGAAUUUUUGA